This is a messenger RNA of Spodoptera exigua (beet armyworm), 642 nucleotides long. The record is from the annotation of a GenBank genome assembly. NCBI's taxonomy places the organism in Eukaryota, Metazoa, Arthropoda, Insecta, Lepidoptera, Noctuidae.
CAGGUUCACAAUAUAAGAAUAUAACCUCAACAACUCAUUUUAUGGCAUGAAAUAAUAAAUAUUAUUGUUCUUAACUGCAUAAAAAAACAAAUAAUUCAAAUAUGAAUACUUCUAUUAUAAAACUUCUCCAGUCGGGUUUCGGUACUAGCAGUGUUAUAGCGCAAUGUUCACCAAUACUAGCUUCUCAAUUGCACACGUCUGCUCCACUAUGCCGUGUGGUAUCAGGAAAAUACAGGAUCACGAAAAAACGGGACAGGCCGCUUACAUACGAAAUGGCUAACCCUCCACAUUACAUUGCUCACCGUAAAUCAUGGAACUCUUGGAAUACUUCAAAUUUAAAGGAUGGUCUGAGGAGGUCUGAGACAGCAGUAGAAGAUGAAUUCAUUAGAAGGUUUAUGAAUGGUACUUGGCAUAGCCUUGUUUGCAGUGAGGUUAUAAUCAAAAGGCAGUUCAACCACAUACGAGUUGCUGCAAUCAUCAGACGUGCUGUGUCACCAACUAAAAUGUAUUUUCUACUUGGUUACUCUGAAGAAUUGUUGUCUAAUUGGCUGCAGUGUCCUGUCACCCUCGAAUUACAGACAGUUGACAGCUUUAAAGAUGUUGUGUUCAAAUAUAUUUAAUUUUACCAUAUUAUUUGUAGUG